AUGGAAUCCUACUGGAAAUAUCCGGAUACAUUUACCGGAUUUAUACCCGAUCUGUCCACUUUGUGGCUCAAUGAAUAUGUCAAGUUCGUGGACAUGCGUGGAAAUGUUGUUCAAAACCAGCAGGGCAUUGAGAAGAUUCCUUUUGAUGUCGCCGUGAACUCUGUGGUCUGUCUCGAAGACGGUAUCUUGGCCUUCCAUCCCCAUGGUCUCAAGGGUUUUGGCUUUGACGGACAGUUGGGUCGAAAGAAGCCGAAUUGGCUGUUGCAUGAGUAUCACGCUCAGUCCUUUACUUACUUUGUUUAA
Messenger RNA from Dibothriocephalus latus, 303 nucleotides. Lineage: Eukaryota; Metazoa; Platyhelminthes; Cestoda; Diphyllobothriidea; Diphyllobothriidae. The record is from the annotation of a GenBank genome assembly.